AUGCAGUUAUAUGUAUUUUAUAUGUUAUGUGAGAAGGAGAGAACCAACAAAUGUAAGUCAACAAAUGAAGUGAGGGAAUGUAAGAACAAGAAAAGAGGGAAGAAUGAGAAUAAGAAUGGGAAUGGGAAUGGGGAAACAAAGAGAGAAAAGGAAAAGGAGGGACAAGCGGUCCAAUUUCCGUGUGUGUGCACGUUUAACUGUUUUUCCUUUUGUUUUCCUUUCCUUCUUUCUUUCCUUCAUAUACAUAUAUAUUUAUUUACUUAUUUAUUUGUAUUUAUAUUUAUAUAUGGUUGGCAUCCACUGCGUGAGAGAGUGGGAGCAAAUGAGUCAGAAAGGGGGAAGGGAAAAGGUUGGAGGGCGUGUGGUUGUGAAGAGAGGGGGACAAACAAAGAAAGGAGGGAGAAGCAUUAA
Trypanosoma brucei brucei TREU927 is the source of this 411-nucleotide messenger RNA. RefSeq lists its product as hypothetical. NCBI's taxonomy places the organism in Eukaryota, Euglenozoa, Kinetoplastea, Trypanosomatida, Trypanosomatidae. Bases 1 to 411 code for a protein of 136 amino acids. The transcript has a single exon. The record is from RefSeq and is a predicted model, not a curated record.